CAGAAAACAACCAAACACCGCCGCCAAAGAGUUUUUUGCCAACCUGGAACGACUUCUCCAUGAUCGACGUUCCCGGAUCUGGCUGAGACCGAGGUAGCCGUGAUGUAUCCUCUGGCAAUCCGUCGUCAAUGUCACGAUGCAUACCAUACCCAUACCCAUACACUUUUGCUCUGUGUCCCUGCGCCUGCCGUGUGCCGUCCCAUUUUGGAGCAAGGGUGGAGCGUCCUGUCGUCCCGUCUUCCGGCAAACAACUUCAUAUAAGAUGACAGGUGCCCUCGUUACGUCGUAAUGAAGUUAUUUUGGCUCACUUCUCUUCUCAGUCAGUCGCUCUUGUUUGGUGUAAACAGUAGAGGCUAGGUACCUCAUCACCCCCAACGGCCGGCCCAAUACAUUCUCUUCUAUCUUUUAACCUUUUUUUUUAGUAAUUCAACUUUUUUUUUUUAUUCUAUAUUCAUUUCGACCUAAUCAGCCCAGGUGGCCGAAGACAUUCGCUGAGCGAUAUUUUGAGCUAGAGACAGAAGAAGAAGAAAAGAGAAACACAAGACCCCUUUCACUCCUUCACACACACAUACACACAAGUCAACAUGAGGCCUUUCGCUCCUUUUACCUUUAGCAGCCUUCUUGGGCUCGCUGCUCUGGCUCUUGCACAGAACCAAAAGGUCAACUUUAACCAGGUCGCCAACAUUAACGGUGAUAUGCAACUUAAUACGCUGCAAUUCCCUGAUGGAACCAAGAUCGAGACCUUUUCGCAAACACAACAGCAGGUUCUCGUCAACCAGAACCCCAACCCGCUGCCGGCCAACAACGUGGUUGGCAGCACGGGGCAGCCGUUUGUGGCCCUCCAGAAGCAGUCGGUCAUCAUCCAGACCAACAAGGCUGUGGACCUGGUGGGUGGCCAGAUCGAGCUCCCCAUCGACGACAAGGAGCUGGCACGUCAAAAGAUCCUGCUGGACAACACCUUUGUUGCCAUGCUGUCCCAGGAUCGCCAGGCCUGGAUCAUCCAGGAGGCCAUCAAGAGCGUCAACGGCACGGACAAGACGGCGCGCAUGGUCAAGCUCAACCGCAUCGACGGCGAGUACAUGAUCCUGGGCAGGAAGACGGCCGAGACGGGCCAGAGCCUGACGACUUUUGGCAACCAGGCCGCCAACCAGGUCAAGAUCGAUGGUGCUGGCCUCCAGGAGGUCGAGUUCACUGACGGCUUCCGCCUCUCGAUCCGCUCGAGCCAGCCCAUGGUCGUGCAGACCGAGGUGAUCAACGGCAUCAACGCCGGUCAGCUUAGCGGUGGAGUGCAGGCCGUGAACAACUUUAGGUAUCUGGUCACGACCAACUUGGGUGGUCUGCAGCCGGGAUUGGACAACAUGGUUGCCGUUGUGCAGCUGCCGAUCAACCCUGCUCGUCUCAUGGCCACCGCCCAGGCAAUGGGCAUGUCUGACGCCUCGGCCAUCCAGCUCAGCGUCGCCCAGCGUGGCGUGCUCGCAAACCCCGGUGGUGCUCAGCAGAACAUUAUUGCACCGGCUCCCCGCGUCAAGAGACAAGAUGGCAAGGGCAAGGGUGGCAAGGGCAACAACAACAACAACAAGAACAACAACCAGAACAACCAGAACAACCAAAACAACCUCCUCAACAACAACCAGCCUCUCCUUCUCGACAACCAGUUCAAGGCCCUCAACUCUCAGCCCGUCCUUGACAUGGCCAACAUGCGUGUUGCUGUUCCGGUCCAGAGCCUCGACGGCGAGUUCAUUCUGACUGUCGGAGGUGCUGCUGGUGGUGGUGGUGGUGGUGGUGGUGGUGGUGGUGGCAAGCGUGCCGGCGCCGGCAAGGCCGGUGGAAUGUCCCCUCCUGCCGCUGCCCCUCCCGUUGCCGCCCCCGCUGCUGCCCCCGGUGCUGCCCCUGCUGCCGCUCCGGCCGCCGCUCCUGCCGGUGGCAUUCAGCAGAUGGGCAAGACCCCCGGCAAGGUCAAGCGCCAGGACCCUGCUGCCGCCGGUGGAAUCACCAUCCAGAUGACCGACCUCAAGGCCAUGGUUGACAACAUGAUGAACGGUUCCCAGGACACCGCUCCCGUCUGGUCCAUGAUGGUCAACUACGCCAAGGCCAACGGUGCCGCCAAGCCUGAGGGCUUCCCCGCCGCGCCGCCGCCUGUUGAGGCUCCCGCCCAGCCCGCUGCUGCACCACCCGCGCCUGCGCCCGAGGGACAGCCUGCUCCGGCCCCUGCUCCUGCUCCUGCUCCUGCUCCUGCUCCUGCUCCUGCGCCCGAGGGACAGCCGGCUCCCGCCCCUGCUCCUGCUCCCGAGACCCAGCCUGCCCCUGCCCCAGCACCUGCACCAGCACCCGAGGCCCAGCCCGCACCUGCGCCUGCACCUGCGCCCGAGGGACAGCCGGCUCCCGCCCCUGCCCCUGCCCCUGAGGCUCAGCCCCAACCGGCUCCUCAGCGCAGGAGCAGAAUCUACCGCCAGGCCGUUUAAGCCGCUCGCCAGAACGGGGCUGCUUCAUCUUUUUUCUUCUUUUCUCAUGUUUACCUAGGCUAAAGCUCAAAAAAAUCGCUUCUCAUAACAACCAAAAAAAAAAUAUCAGGAUCUUAUUUUGUAUAAUGACUUUUUUCUGCAAAAUAUGCGCCAUCUUUAGCUCAGUGCCUCAGUGAAUGGACUGUCAAGAUGAUUUA
Pyricularia oryzae 70-15 is the source of this 2659-nucleotide messenger RNA. RefSeq lists its product as uncharacterized. Bases 585 to 2462 code for a protein of 625 amino acids. The transcript has 3 exons. The record is from RefSeq and is a predicted model, not a curated record. NCBI's taxonomy places the organism in Eukaryota, Fungi, Ascomycota, Sordariomycetes, Magnaporthales, Pyriculariaceae.